AUGGCGGCCAUGGCGUCCAGCCCCGAGCUCUGCGGGCGCGAAUCGGAGCGGAGCAUCGCGGAAGUCGUCCAGGCGGCACGCGCGAUGACGGGGAAGCCCGCGCGGCCCUCGGACGAGGAGCUGGUGGAAUGGCUGGAGGACCAGGAGGUGACCUGCGAGAAGGACUUGCUGCAACUGUCGGAGCCGGGCUUUUCGGCGGUGAAACGCGCCCCCGGGGCGUCCUUGGUGCUGGUGGAUGCCUUGGAGAAGCUGCGCCAGGCGCAGGAGAAGGCAAUUCCGGCGGAGCAGGUGCCGGAGAGGGAGAGCGACGCCAGGAAGAAAGUGGAGCCGAAGCCUGCAGACCCGCCCCUCAUCAAGCGGCUCAGCUCCAGCACGCCCAGCGUGGAGAUGGAGGUCCACGGCUUCACAGGCAUCAUCACCAUGUGCAACGAGGCGAAGCGGAACGCCUUGUCCCACCAGGUCUGCGAGGCCCUGAGCGGUUUGCUGGACCGCUGCUGCUGCGCCGGGGUGCGGGUGGUGAUUUUGAGGUCCUCCUCCGGCCAGAGGGUGUGGAGCGCGGGCCACGACGUGCGGGACUUCAAGCGGGUGGACGGGUCGCCGGCGCAGAGCUUCGGCAGCUCCAAGUUCCAGGAUCCUCUCUCCAGCGAGGACUCCUUUGUGAAGCUGCUUGACCGGAUCAGGAACCUCCCGGUGCCGGUGAUCGCUUCCAUCGAGGGCACAGUCUGGGGGGGCGCCACCGACAUUUGCGCCUGCUGCGACGUGCUGAUCUGCACCCCGAAGACCACCUUCGCCAUCACCCCGGCGAAGAUCGGGCUGCCCUACAACCACUCGGGCAUGUCCCACUUCAUUCAGGUGAUGCCGCUGCACAUCGUGAAGUGGAUGUUCUUCUCAGGGGAGCCGAUCACCGCAGAGCAGGCGCUGCAGAUGGGCUUCGUGAACUUUGUGGUUCCAGUGGAGCGCCUCGAGGAGCGCACGGCGGAGAUGGCGAACACCAUCGCGUCGCGCGCGCCGCUGGUGGUGCACCUCCUGAAGCGGCAGCUGCUGUGCAUGAGCCCCGUGCCCUCCUUGACUCCAGAGGUCUUUGAGGAGUUGCACGAGAAGCGCAAGAAGACCUGGUGCAGUUACGACAUGGAGGAGGGCGUGCGGGCCUUCUUCGCCAAGCGGGCGCCAGUCUUCCGGGGCAACUGA
Molecule: messenger RNA, 1188 nt
Organism: Effrenium voratum
Lineage: Eukaryota; Dinophyceae; Suessiales; Symbiodiniaceae
Source: the annotation of a GenBank genome assembly